Messenger RNA from Prorocentrum cordatum, 1662 nucleotides. NCBI's taxonomy places the organism in Eukaryota, Dinophyceae, Prorocentrales, Prorocentraceae. The record is from the annotation of a GenBank genome assembly.
AUGUGGGAUUCAGACACCCAGACGCGCAUCUACAGCAAGUUCCCCGUGUCUCUACCGCACGAGACUUUCAGCAGCACCUACGAGGCAAACCCUUCAGACUAUGAUCUUCGCCGCCUGGGCGCUCAGAACGUGCCGCCACGCUUCGAGAACCACGCAGCGAAGCUUAUGAAAGGCGACCUUGCUUUCCCUGUGGGGUACUACUCCGACGGAGUACCCCACACAAAGAAAGACAGCUUCAUUACAUUCUCGUGGAGCAACUUUGUGACCUCGGCCCGCCACACAAUUGCCAUCGUCCGAAAGAGCGAUUUAUGCCAAUGCGGCUGCCGAGGGAUGUGCACCCUGGCAGCCGUCAUGAGAAUCAUAGUUUGGUCAUUUAAUGUGAUGUCCACAGGGCUGUUUCCCGACCGUGGCCACGACGACACGCCAUUCGCUGACGAGAUCCGUGCUGCUAAACGUGGUUUCGCGUUGGCUGGGGGUCUAUGCGGCGCCGCCUGCGAGAUGAGAGCUGAUCUGCUGGAGAUCCACCAGGCGUGUGGAUUCAAGCGGUGGGAUAACGUGGAGCACCCUUGCUGGGCAUGCAAUUGCCACAAGGACCAACUGUUUGAGUUCCCCCUGUCAGUGGCGAGCUGCCCAUGGGUAGACAAGGGUCCCGUAGAAUACGCCGAGAUGAUACGCUCAGUUGUGAAGACGGUUGCAGUUACUUCUAAGGCACAGUUCAAGCGUUUGCUGAGAUGUUGUCGCCACGAUCCUGAAUUGUGGGGAUUUGGCACCUGGUGUAAUUUCAAUGAGCUCGGCUUGCCGUCGGGGCACAGACUGCUCCACAGGGGCGCUGUCAACGACGCACAUAAGCUCGGCGAGGUGGAGGACCAGAUCGGUCCAGGUCGCCCUGUUCAGCUGCAUUUCUUCGACGUUCGUAACCAUGCGGGGACCAACUUCGUGGCGCCAAUCCUGGGCGUCGUGGGGUUCACGGCGUCGAUGAUCUGCUUGGACAUCAUGCACGUGCUGGAUCCAGGCUGCACGCAGAGGCUGGUGGCCACCGUCUUCUGGGCCCUCAUCGAGGCAAACUUUGCAAGGAGUGCUGCUCGGACAGGGAUCAUCCGUAGAGUGCACAACCUGAUCCACCUGAGGCGACGAAUGAAAGCAUACUACCUUGCCAAUGCUGCGCUUUUUGCGCGUGGAUCCCAGUCGAGAAUAUUCAGGAUUAACCUGGAGAUGCUUGGGGACGUGCACCAGCCGAGGUUCCGCGCCAAGGCUGCCGAGACAAGGCACCUUGUGCCCCUUCUCCUUGCAUUAUGUACUGAGAAUGCUGCAGUGUUUGCUAAUGGUGCUAAUGUUUUCAUCCCGCCCGCGUGCGCGUCCCUGUUGAAGUUUCAUCAGCUUAUCGAGCGCAACCCUCGGCUAAUGCCUGUCCAGUCCCAAAGGGACAUGGAAGCGAGCAUGUUGGCAUUCCUUCAGUACUGGAAGGCAGCUGGCGGCCACUGCACAUACAAGCACCACAUGUGCUAUCACCUUGUGAAGUCCGCCAGGGUCCUGGGUAAUCCCAGGUUCUACUGGACAUAUGUCGACGAGGGGACCAAUCGUGCGCUGGCCGCCGUUGCGAAGUCAGUUCACCACGGCCCCACAUUUUAUUUUGCCUUUCUUCAGAAGUACAUGGUUGCCUGA